UAUAAAAAAGGCCUGACAAGCCUUACUGUAGAUGAGGGUGUGAGAUUGUGCAUGCCGCUGCAUGGAUGGUUGGACGGUUUUCUUACUUGACUCUUGACAAGCCACUAAAAUGAACCUGGCUCCGUUCUGUCACCUAUCACUGCUCCUCCUGCUUUUGGUAAACCCGACAGGUGUGCAUGGGGCGAGAAUCAUCGGGGGCGAAGAGGUACAACCCUUUUCCAUCAAGUAUCAGGCCUCGAUCCUGUUCUUGAACUACCACUUCUGUGGAGGCACCCUCAUCCACAAGCAGUGGGUGGUGACUGCUGCCCACUGCUGGCGACCGAGUCACCUGAUCCAAGUGGUCUUGGGUGAUCAUGACAUAACCAAGCAGGAGGGUCCUGAGCAGAGGUUCAAAGUUGCCUUGGUCAUCAGUCACAGCCAGUACAAAUAUUGGACUUUUGACAAUGAUAUUAUGCUGCUUAAGUUGGACCGCCCAGCUGACAUCAACGGCAUUGUCCAGCCGGCCUCCCUGCCAGACCCGGACUCGCCACCCUUGGCUGACUUUGCCCAGUGCACCGUCAGUGGCUGGGGUGUGACUUGGCUGUACAGCUACGAGCUGUCCCCCGUACUCAAGUCUGUCAAUGUAGACAUCUUUAACAACUGUCAGUAUUACUACUACUUCAGGGUCACAGACAACAUGAUCUGUGCUGGAUCUCUCUCUGGGGGGAGAGACUCCUGUCAGGGGGACUCAGGAGGACCUCUUAUGUGUAAUGGUAAAUUCAUGGGCAUUGUAUCGUGGGGCAUCGGUUGUGCCAAUCCGUACUACCCGGGCGUGUACACCAAAGUCAGAAAUUACCUCGGAUGGAUCAACUGGGUUACUCAAAACAGCUGAAGAGACUCUUAAUAAGAGGCUCACCUAGAACUCUACUGUGAUGAAGAUUCAAGUCAAUCCUAAAGGAACCAAAGGCCUUGCUGGAUAUUUUAGUUAUCUUGUAUGUGGUACAUUUAGUCAAAAAAACAAAUAAUCUCUAGCACACACCCUGUGAGUAUGAACCCAGUCAAUAUAAACAGUGACGUUUUGUUUUUGUAACACUUGAAUGAUCAGAAAGACGAGACUGCUUAUGGUGAAAAAAGGUUUGACAUGCCAUGAUAAAGAUAAAUGCACUUUGUAUAUUACUUCUUUCAUUAGGUUGUGGUGUUUUCCAGAAAACGUAUUAAUACAUUUCACAGAUUUUGAUGAUUUUGGUCUUCGAAGCCUCCAUUUCUCCAUUGAAAUAAAAGCAGGACUCAACAAUAAAGAUAAGUCUUUUCUAAAA
This is a messenger RNA of Gasterosteus aculeatus aculeatus (three-spined stickleback), 1295 nucleotides long. RefSeq names its product trypsin. Gene Ontology annotation, molecular function: serine-type endopeptidase activity. NCBI's taxonomy places the organism in Eukaryota, Metazoa, Chordata, Actinopteri, Perciformes, Gasterosteidae. Gene Ontology annotation, biological process: proteolysis. The record is from RefSeq and is a predicted model, not a curated record.